Molecule: messenger RNA, 1365 nt
Organism: Culicoides brevitarsis
Lineage: Eukaryota; Metazoa; Arthropoda; Insecta; Diptera; Ceratopogonidae
Gene: mus81
Product: crossover junction endonuclease MUS81
Exons: 1
Coding region: 34-1365 (443 amino acids)
Biological process (GO): mitotic intra-S DNA damage checkpoint signaling; resolution of meiotic recombination intermediates; double-strand break repair via break-induced replication
Cellular component (GO): nucleus; Holliday junction resolvase complex
Molecular function (GO): 3'-flap endonuclease activity; crossover junction DNA endonuclease activity; DNA binding
Source: RefSeq, a predicted model, not a curated record
UUCAAGCGGUCUUUUUAAUGAAUUUUACUAAAAAUGUGUGAUCCAGAACCAAAACGUACGAGAAUUACUUUAACCCGAACCUGCCCAAAUCCUUUAUUCGAAAAGUGGCUCAACGAGUUCAUCUCCGAGGCAGAGAAAAAAGAUGCAAAAAGUCAAUUUCAGUUGAAAAAAGCUCUUACUUCGCUACAAAAAUUUCCUCUUCCAUUGAACACAGGCAGAGAUUGCAUCAUUCUCGAAGGAUUUGGCAAAGGAAUUUGCUCGUUGCUCGAUCAAAAGUUGGAAAAAUACAUCAAAAAUAACAUGAGAACCGUUGGAAAUGAAAAUAUUGUCGAACUUAGUGAAAGUUUUCGCAGCUCCGAGGUUUAUUUAAAGGAACAACGCAAAGAAAAAGAAGAAAUUUUACAAGCAGUGACGAAAGAAUUAGUCAAAGACGGCAUUGUCCCAUUGAGAAAAAAGCCUUCUGCCCCUAAAAAGUCUAAAAAAGUACCAAACACGAAGAUUUUCGAGCCAUUCACCUUCGAAACGGGCUCUUAUGAGAUAAUUUUACUGGUUGACACUCAAGAAACUGCUGGAAAAUCCAAAUCCCAUCUCGAUCGCACAAUCCAAGAACUGAAUCGCUACAACGUCAAAUUCGAAGUUCGUCGUUUAAGUGUCGGAGAUUUCCUGUGGAUCGCCAAAAAUGAAUCUGGGAAGGAGCUUGUGCUGCCAUUCAUCGUCGAAAGGAAGCGAAAAGACGAUUUAGCGUCAAGUAUCAAAGACGGACGUUAUUACGAACAAAAAUAUCGCCUGAAAAAUUGCGGAUUAUCGAAUGUUGUGUAUUUAAUUGAGAGUAUCGGGAACGGAAAUGAGCAACAUUUGGGCAUGCCAGUGCAGAAUUUGAUCCAAGCAACAGUCAACACGCGAAUUCAAAGCAAUUUUCAGGUGAAAUUCACGGAAAAUAAUCCGCAUUCGAUGAUGUAUUUGCACACGAUGACGGAAUUUUUGAAAAAAAUUUAUCGAGAAAAGCUUUUGGUGAGUUGUCUCAAAGCGGAUCUCGAAAAAAAGGAAAAAAGUGCGACAAUGGAGUAUUUGAUGGAAUUUGAGGAAUUCAACAAAGCUUCAACGAAAAAAGGAGAUCCAACAGUGCAAGAAAUUUUCGUUAAGCAACUUUUGCAGUUGAAAGGCUUGUCAGUGGAUAAAGCGAUUGCCAUUGUUGAAGUCUAUCCGACACCAAAAUCACUUCAAAUUGCCUAUAAAAACUGCUUUUUAACAAAAGAUGCUGAAAAUCUCCUCGCUGACAUCGUUCACGGACCUCUGCGAAAACCCAUUGGACCGGCAAUCAGCAAAACGCUCCAUCAGCUGUACACGAAUAAAGAUCCUUCGUAG